GAACCGCCCCGCUCUCCAGUACACAAAAAGGCGGUGGAUUUCUUUCCUUUCUGUUUUGAAGCAGAUCGUCGGCGGGGAGCCGUUGGUCGGAUCACUGUCUGUGGGGCAAAUUGAUCAAAUUCUCAUGGUUUAGGCUUUCGUUGAGAGACUUAUUGGAAGAAAAACCCACGGCUGGAAGAGAACCACAAUUGAAGACGAGGGAACAGCAAACAUUGAACAGCCCGGGGACAGAGAGCACCAUCCGGAGAGAACCCAUCUGACUCGGGGUUUCCUUUGAUUCAGUCGGAAGAUAGUUUGCUUGUUGUGUGUAAUUCAGAGCAUCACCAGCGGGUGGAGCUUUCCUGCACUGAAAGCAAAGUGAAAACAAGACACUAAUCAACAAUCGUCAGUCAGAAUCAGAAUGGCUACAGGGCCAGAUUUUACCAUUUCUGAUCUCCUGGCACAGGGGGAGGAAUAUCGACUGUACCAACUUACAAAGUUCUACAGAGACAGACUCAAACAAGCGAUUGAAGAAAACGUUGAAAGACUCGGUUGGAUGUUGACAAAGGAGGGACAUUUUAGUAGAGAAGAAAAUGAAAAAGUCACAGAACUGACAGAGAAGGGAAACCGGGCAGAGAGUUCCACACUCUUCCUCAGUUUGGUGAUGGGAAAAGGCUCCGGGGCCCGGAGGGCGAUGUGGGAAUCCUUUGUGACAUGGAGGACUGAGUUACCGAAGUUGGACAAAAUACUGAGAGAAAUAGAGGAACUCGGUCCUGAUCCACAAGAAUACAUGAACAUCGGCCAAGGGUUAACUGAGUUACCCACUCAAUUCAUAGAUGUUCAAAGGAAACACAAGGAGACUCUGCGGGCACAAACUGAAACAUUGGGAGUGAACACGAUCCUGAUGACGGAGAAGGUGAAGGUUUUACUGCUGGUUGAUCGAUACGUUGAGCUCACGGUAAUUUCUACUUUUCGAGAUCGGACACUGGUGGAACAUGAGCUGCUGGCAAGAGGCAGAGACCACGAGGAGUGUAGAGAAAUACAGCUCCGCAGAGAUUUAGAAAAAAUCCGGACUGAUCAAUUAUUCCAUAGCAGUUUUUCCCGGAGUAAAUACAAAUCUGGGUGCUCGGCAGUAGUGGCUGGCGUCUCCGGGAUUGGAAAAACUACAAUGGUGCAAAAGAUUGUUUAUGACUGGGCUAUGGGGGAAAUAUGGCAACAAUUCCAGUUUGUCUUCAGCUUCAAAUUCCGGAAUUUAAACGCCAUUAAUUGUCAAAUAAAUUUAAGGGAACUAAUUCUGGAUCAAUAUCCUUACUUUGGGAAUAUCUUGAGAGAGGUCUGGGAAAACCCAAAGGGAUUACUGUUUAUAUUUGAUGGCUUGGAUGAAUUCAACGAUCAAAUCGAUUUUACUGGCAGUCGCAGAGAGACAGAUCCUCGGUACACAUGCACAGAUCCGGAUUUCAAGUGCAAGGUGUCUGACAUUGUGUACAGUUUAAUCCAACGCAAGCUGCUGCCAGGGUGUUCAGUGCUGGUGACCACCCGCCCAUCUUCUUUACAUUUACUGAGAAAGGCGAAAAUCAGUGUCCGGGCUGAAAUACUGGGAUUUGUUCCUGAACAAAUGAAAAAAUAUUUCAUCAGGCACUUUGAAGAUCAAACGGUGGCGGAAGCUGUUUUCAAACACGUGAAGGAGAACAAGAUCCUGUAUACCAUGAGCUACAACCCUUACUACUGCUGGGUACUCGCUCUGACACUGGGUAUAUUCUUUUCACAAAGGGACAGGGAUCCGCAGCGAGUUCCCAAGACCAUCACCCAAUUGUACUCCUACUACAUUUACAACAUCCUGGAAAACCACGGCCGCGAGAUUGAGAACCUCCGUGAUGUGUUACUCAGCUUUGGUCAGCUGGCCUUCAGAGGAGUGUCCGAGAAGAAGAUUGUGUUUACCGAUGCAGAUUUGAUCAACUACGGUCUGCAGCCUUCCCAGUUCCUGUCCGGGUUCCUGAUGGAGCUUUUGGAGAGAGAAGAUUCUGCCGGAUGUGCGGUGUACACGUUCCCAAACCUCACCAUCCAAGAGUUUGUAGCUGCAGUCGCGCAAUUCCUGAAUCCAUAUCCCGGGGAUAUCCUGAAUUUCCUCACUGAAGCCCACAGGAGGCAUGAUGGGCGGUUUAAAGUAUUUCUUCGUUUUGUUGCGGGUCUCUCCUCUCCAAUGACAGCUCGGGGCCUGGAGGAGUUUCUGGGUCCAUUUCCUCAUGAAACGACCUGCCGGGUGAUUGACUGGGUGAAGGAGGAGGUUGAGCGCCAGGGCGGUAACGCACAGAGUGAAAAUGCUAAAAGCGGCCUUCUGAACACUUUGCAUUACCUGUCUGAAGCUCGGAAUCGUGGGCUGGCUGAGGAUGCACUGGCAUCUGUGGGGCAACUUUCAUUCUGUGAAAUACCACUGAAUCUGUUUGACUGCGAGGUCCUGUCUCAUGUCAUCGGACUCUGUGAUACAAUAAAACGGCUCGAUCUGUGGUACUGCGACAUGCAAAGUGGAGCAAUCCAGCGGCUGGGACCCGAGCUGCACAAGUGCCAGCACUUGAGCAUUUCGGGUAUUAGCCUGAGAGAAUCAGAAGUGAAACUGGUGUCUGCGGCUCUGAGGAACCCGGAGUGUAAAAUACAGAAACUAAUGCUUAUCGAGGUCGGUCUCACCGAUUCUGGAGCCAAGAAUCUCGUCUCCGCUCUCAGUACAAACCUACCACUAACGCAGCUAAAUUUGGGAAUAAACUCUCUCACAGACCGAUUUGUCCCCUCUCUCCGCGGCCUCAUACGCACCCUCCCGAAUCUGGAGCUCAUGGCGCUACCGGGGAAUAAUUUCAGUGUGAACGGGAAGAGGAAACUGAGCUCUCUGCAGGAACACACUCCCGGACUGACAGUGCUCCUGAACAAGUGAAUGUGUGAACAUCCCUGGCUGCGGGAUAGGAAUAUUUUGGCCGAUCACUGACCCUCCCCUUUAACUGCCGCUCUCCGGAUUUAAUUUCUGGCACCAGCCGAGCGCUUUGUAACGUCAGAACUUUUCCGCGGUGUUACAAUUCCGCCUUCUGUCUGGAGGCACUGCUUCCGACGCUGGCCCGGGUUGGAGAGCUCCACCAAAUGAGACUCCGAAGAAUUACACAGACGGCAAGAGCCCAGGUUUCGACUCCAGAUUUCCGGGGCAGGAUUGUCCAGCAAGAGAAUCCUACUGCUGUCUCUGGGCUCGGAACGGUAGCAUCGACAGACUGUCCGAUAUAAUAAUGUUAAAUUGACAACUUCCCCGGGAGUGAUCUUGGACAUGCAGCGAUCUCGGACGCGGUCCUGAAGUGUCAAUUUGUAAUCAGCGGUUCCCUGAUAUAGAGUCUCGAUGAGAAACGGGACUGAUCAAUUAACCGGUCACUCGUCGACGCUGGUCAGGUAAUUGUGUUUGAUUGUGAGUCAGUCAGUAUCAGUUUAUUUAUUUCCACAACUUAGCAGCUCACACACCGUUUAGUGUUUAGUUUACAUUCGUCAAAAUGAAAUCAAUAAACCGCAGUAAC
Molecule: messenger RNA, 3521 nt
Organism: Hypanus sabinus (Atlantic stingray)
Lineage: Eukaryota; Metazoa; Chordata; Chondrichthyes; Myliobatiformes; Dasyatidae
Product: NACHT, LRR and PYD domains-containing protein 3-like
Exons: 10
Coding region: 401-2902 (833 amino acids)
Cellular component (GO): cytoplasm
Source: RefSeq, a predicted model, not a curated record